UACACUUUUUACCUGAUAAUGUUCCAUUUUCUCAGCUUGAUGUAUGGCUCUGUCACCUCCUGUUUCAUAUUUGGUUUAGUCAUGCUGAUUUGCUUGAUGCACUUGAUAAAUGCAUUUAAGAUGAAAAAUUAUAAUCUUCCUCCUGGUCCAACUUCGUUACCUGUCAUUGGAAACCUGCACUUGUUGAAUCUCAGGAGACAGGACCUCUCCCUUUUAAAGCUUUCAGAAAAAUAUGGCCCGAUAUUCACCAUUCACUUGGGCAUGAAAAAAGCUGUCGUCCUCACAGGACUGGAAACCAUAAAAGAGUCCUUGGUGGAAGCUGGGGAUACAUUCUCCGACAGGGCCACCUUGCCAAUAUUUUAUGCCAUCCAGCAUGGAAAUGGUGUGUUUUUUACAUCGGGAGAAAUGUGGAGGACAACAAGAAGAUUCACAAUCACCAGCAUGAAGAACCUUGGAAUGGGCAAGAGGACAAUUGAGGACAAGAUAGUAGAGGAGCUCCAGUUUCUAAAUGACAAAAUUCAGUCUUUCAAUGGUAAACACUUCAAACUGAGAGAAUUUGUCUGUGCACCAACAAAUAUUACAUUUGCUAUGAUAUUUGGUAACCGGUUUGACUACAAGGAUCCAACCUAUAUGCGUAUCCUGGAUCUAAUUGAUGAUAUUGUUGUUCUGCUUGGCUCACCCUACUUACAGAUAUUUAACUUGUAUCCUGUGCUUGGGACCUUUAUGAAGACUCACAAAAUAAUACUGGAUAAGGUUGAUAAAAUAUGUAUGGUGCUGAAAGACGAUAUUAAGGCCAAACGGCAGACAAUAGAUCACAACUGCUUGCACACAUUUAUUGAAGCUAUCAUUGCCAAGCAGGAAGAGGAAAAGACCAAUAAGGACACAUUGUUCCACGAUGAUAAUGUAUUGGCCACUGUACUGGACCUGGUUAUGGCUGGCACAGAGACCACCUCUACAACACUGCAGUGGGGAAUAUUGUUGAUGAUGAAAUAUCCUCACAUACAAAAAAGAGUGCAAAAAGAAAUCCACACGGUUCUGGAAUCAAGAUGUCUUCCAAACUAUGAAGACAGGAAAGCCAUACCAUAAACCUUGGCAGUGAUAUAUGAGAUCCAAAGGUUUGCCAAUGUUAUUCCCCAUGUCCCUCAUGCCACAGCGAAAGACGUUAAGUUCAAGGGUUAUCACAUCCCCAAGGGCACCAUUGUAAUCCCGCUGCUUUCAUCCAUUUUGUAUGACCAGCGCCACUGGGAGAAACCAUACCAGUUUGACCCCAAUCAUUUCCUGGAUUCAGAGGGGAAGUUUGUGAAAAAAGAGGCUUUUGUGCCAUUCUCCAUAGGACGCAGAGUAUGCGUAGGAGAGAGCUUGGCAAAAAUGGAGCUGUUUAUAUUCUUCACAGGAUUACUUCAAAAAUUCACAUUCUCGGCUCCUCCAUCUAUAAUGAAAUAUAACUUGGACCUUGAUGCGGAUCCAUGUUUCACUUUGAGGCCUCAGCCUCACCUGGAGUGCUGUGCUGAGUUGAAUGUGCCACUCGUCAGUACACAAACCACCCAGCCUUCCCUAUAA
This is a messenger RNA of Nanorana parkeri, 1560 nucleotides long. Its product is annotated as cytochrome P450 2W1-like. The record is from RefSeq and is a predicted model, not a curated record. Gene Ontology annotation, biological process: xenobiotic metabolic process. The transcript has 9 exons. Gene Ontology annotation, molecular function: iron ion binding; heme binding; oxidoreductase activity, acting on paired donors, with incorporation or reduction of molecular oxygen, reduced flavin or flavoprotein as one donor, and incorporation of one atom of oxygen. Gene Ontology annotation, cellular component: cytoplasm; intracellular membrane-bounded organelle. Lineage: Eukaryota; Metazoa; Chordata; Amphibia; Anura; Dicroglossidae.